AAAUCAUGUAUCAUGUCAGCAGAUAUUUAACCUCGAAAUUCACUUCUCAUUCUCAUUCGUUUUCUAAAAUGAUCGGCAACUAUCACACGAUCAUGAAGAUUAUAAUAGUUUUAGCAGCAUUCACUGCUCUGUCUUCGGCCGUUCAAUGGAACGAUCUCAGAGUCAAGUGGUCUGGGACGGAUCUCUUCCGUUUGAACAGCUUCUUCAAAGUCCCACGCGAAUCCAAGAACGCCUUCAUCGAAGGCUGGGUCAGUGUCCCAGGUGUCAAUGACCAUCCAGUGACAGUGUACUGUUUCAAAGAUGACGGCCGCUUCUGCAUCCUUACUGAUUCUUAUGGCAACAUCGCCGGCUUCCAAGUCGGUGCCCGCGCCAGGGACGUCGAAAACGAAAAAAUUCCAUACAAGCCAUCCACUUUCCCCGCUUACAAGAAGAAGAACUUAUUCGGCGAAGACUUCUGGACCGUCACUGUGUACACUGUCGAUCCUGAUGUGAUCGAUGUUGGAGGUCGUAGAGACGCAGGAGGACUCACCGGGACUACUGGCAUCUGGAUCGAAGAGGGUGACAGCUACAAGGCAAUCUCUAGGAACUUGGACACUAUGCUGAAGACCCUCGAUUUUCAUGAAGAAAAUUGUGUCGCUAAAAUGGGCACCCAUUAUUACUAUGCCAUGAACGAGUCACUUGUUUGUGAGGAAUUCUAUCCUAUCUUCCUCCUCUAUGAGGAUGGCGACCUACUUGGUCUUGGUUUUCAAGUAUUUGGUGCAAGCAGCAAGGUCAGUCGCAACUGGUACGAAUGGGUUCCCUCGUUAUUCAUUAGACCCACCAUACCUAAUAGUCCCCAAUGCUUAGUCGAUUGGACUGCAAAGUACGGUCUUAUCUCCAUGCACGUUUACUUCGUUGACAAACCAUGGAAAAUCUCCUGUUAAAUAAGGCCCUCUAUCCUGCAAGAAGAAUUUAAUAAAUUGAACAUAAGAAAAUAA
This is a messenger RNA of Cephus cinctus (wheat stem sawfly), 977 nucleotides long. RefSeq lists its product as uncharacterized. Bases 6 to 923 code for a protein of 305 amino acids. The transcript has 4 exons. NCBI's taxonomy places the organism in Eukaryota, Metazoa, Arthropoda, Insecta, Hymenoptera, Cephidae. The record is from RefSeq and is a predicted model, not a curated record.